AUGGCUGCAGCUGAUUUCCCGCCGCUUCCAUCUCCCGCUUCUUCAUCGCCCACUCGCUCUUCUGUUCCACCCCUCUGGAAGAACCUCCUCACCACCACACCCCAAAUAUCCACAAACUUUUCCCACUCGCUCUCCUUCGUCCCUACCAACAACUUUACUGCCAACUUCACCACAGAUCAAUUUGUUGCUGGAGCUCCAGAAUGGGCCUUAUCACUGAAAUGGAGUCCAGAUUUAGUUCCCAAGCGCGAGGAAUUUCCUUCCAUACCUCUCUGGGUUAAAAUCUUAAACUUGCCACUUCUCUUUGGACACCGGAAGAUGCUCUUACAGCGGCUAAAACCCGUCACACAUUCGCGCGUGUAUGUGUGCAAGUUACUAGCUCUUCCCCUCUACCUGAAGAAAUCUUCUAUUCUGUCGACGGCAAUGUCACUUCGCUUCGUGUGGCCUACGAUUGGAAACCUGAACAUUGCUCACAAUGCGGCUAUUUUGGGGGACUUUAAUAGCUGCCGUGAGCUGGGAGAAAAAAUUGGGGGCACUUCUUUGACUGUUUCUAAGAUGGGAGAUUUCAAUAAUAUGGUGUUUAAUGCUGGGAUUCAUGAUCUAUCCUCUGUUGGGCACUACUUCACUUGGCAUAAUCAGCAGCCUCAAAAUCCAAUUCAUAUUAAACUAGAUCGUAUUCUAGUCAAUAACAAAUGGCUCUACUGUUUUCCCAGCUCUUUCUACAAAAUUACGGAUCCGGAUUGCUCUGAUCACUCCCCUCUCAUCUUAGUAUGCUCUUCUGACUACAAGCGUGGCCACCGCUUUUUAUACAAAAACUACUGUACCAUUUUUCCUGAAUUUUGGGAUUGCCUUUUAGAGGUUUUCUCUCUUCCCAAUGAGAGUAGUCCUCUAAGCUCCUUCAACUUCAAGCUCAAAACCCUUAAGAAUGUUAUGAAACACAAAAGCUGGACCAAUGCUAAUCAGAUCCAAAGAGACAUUGAUAAUCUCAAAGACCUUCAACAUUCUGUUAUAUCUCAAAUUCAAAGCAACCCUCUUGAUCCUAUCUUGAAUGAUGAUUUGAAGUUUCUCUAUUCCAAAAUCAACAUCACCAAAAACUACAAUAGGAUCAAGGCUAUCACUAAUGAUCAGGGCACCUAUACCAAGCAUGCUGAUAUUGCCAACGUCUUUAUUAAUCACUACAAGAAUUUCUUCAAUACUCCAGCUUCCAACCAUUUGGCAUUUGACAUACCUGCUGGGAGCCUGAUUCCAUCUCACCUCACUUCUUCACUCAUUGCUCCGGUUACUAUGGAGGAGAUUAAAAACAUAGUUUUUUUAGGCAAUUCUAAUACGGCCCCUGGCCCCGACGGCUUCACAUUCGACUUUUAUAGAUCCACUUGGAAUGUCUUACAGCACCAACUUUGUAGAGCUGUCUCCUCUUUCUUUACUACUGGUUUCAUGCCUAAUCAGAUUAAAGCAACUGCUAUUGCCCUCAUCCCUAAGCAAACUCAUGCUACCAAUGUCAAAGACUACAGACCUAUUGCCCUAUGCAAUGUCAUUUACAAAAUCAUAACAAAGAUCAUUGCAAAUAGAAUGAAGUUGGUGAUGCCGCAUAUUAUCCACCCUAGCCAAGGUGGUUUCAUACAUAAGAGAAUCAUUUCUGAUCAUAUCAUUUUGGCUACUGAUAUCCUUGGUCGCUUUAACCUUAAAGCCAAACACAAAUACUUAUGUACCAAGUUUGACAUUACUAAAGCAUUUGACAUGGUGUCUAGAGAUUUUCUUUACAAAAUAUUAGAAGAUAAAGGCUUCCCUAGCUUGUUUAUCUCUUGGAUCAAAGCUUGCACCUCCAAUGUACACUUCUCUAUUUGCAUUAACGGGGUGCUUGAAGGCUAUUUUAACUCCACCUCGGGCAUCAGGCAAGGAUGUCCUCUAUCACCCUACCUCUUUUCUGUCAUCAUGGAUGGAUUGUCCUCUAUUUUUGACAUUGCUACUGCUAGCAACUCCCUCCAAGCUAUCAAAGUUGGUAGGUGUGAGGUUUCACAUCUUAUGUUUGAUGAUGAUCUUUUAGUGUUUUGCAAUGCCACUGUGAGGAAUGCCCACACUAUUAAAUCCAUUAUGAAAGAUUUUGCUACUGUCACCGGUCUUAAUGUGAACCCUCUUAAAAGUUCUAUUCUGCUAUCUAAGAACACUCCGGCUGCUGAUGAUAUCUGUAAUAUCCUUAAUAUUCAGCAAUCCAUUUCACCCAUUAAAUACAAGGGUUUACCUAUUUUCUAUAGGAAACUGAGAUUAAGCGACUUUAAUCCUUUAAUUCAAAGAAUUAAUUCUCAGUUAGAGGGUUGGAAAGCAAAAACGUUAUCUUUGGCUGGGCGUGUGCAAUUUAUUAAAUUCACUAUCUCUAACACCUUGGCAUACUGGAUUCGUGGCUCUAUCAUACCCAAAGGUUGCUGUAAGCAAAUUUCUAGGCUAUGUUCUAGAUUUACUUUUUUUGGCAAUAUUCAAGAGAGGAAACUUGUUACUGCUUCCUGGAGUAAAACUUGCUGCCCCAAAAUAUAUGGGGGACUAGGCAUUCCUUCUAUCAACUCUCUUAAGCAUAGCUAUGCUUGUUCUAUCAUUUGGAGGUUCUUAAACGCUGAUUCCCUUCUCUUUUCCUGGUGGAGAGCUAAUUAUCAAUCGCUUUGGAAGCCUAAGACCAAAAACAACUCUCAUUACUGGGAUUAUUUGUGUGUUAAAGCUAAUGAGAUCAAAAACCGCCUUACUCUCUCUGUAAAUGCUUCCAGCAACCUAUCUUUCUUUUGGGACCCUUGGUGUAGGGGAAUUUCCGUGGCAGAUUACUUGAUGAGCACGAACAACACUUCCAGUCUUUCCUCUCUCUUUGACUGUACUGUCUCCCAGCUCAUUUUAGCUGAUAACUGGAACCUUCCUAAUUGUUUGGAUAACCAAAUGGCUACUAUCAUUCUUUCUGUUCUUGUUGAUAAUUAUUCUGAGUACCACCUCUGGAACAACAAGCAAAAUCCCACUUUUAAUGAUUUCAAUUCCCAGUUUUAUGAAAAUCUGAAUGUGGUUCCUUGGCAUAAAUACAUUUGGCAUAAGCACAAUGCUUGGAUGAUGUUUAAUGAGGGUUUAAAAAUAGCGGAUGUUCUUACUGUUCGGGGUAUUUCGGUUCCAAAUACCUGUUGUUUUUGCCACAUUGAUAGGGAGUCUAUUACUCACCUAUUCUAUGAAUGCAGCUACAGUUUUUAUAUUGCCAGAGCUCUUUUCCCCUGGAUGCAUAAUCUUUUUAUGAGGCCAAAUUUUCACCAGGUUUUUUAUAGCAUUUGUGAGCAAGAAAGUGGUGCUGUUAAAAAAUCUGCGAUGGAAACAGUAAAACUAUAUGGAUUUGGGUUUUGGGGUGUUUCUGUGGUACCGGACUUCUCCUUGAUGUCUUUCUUUCAAUUGCCUGGUUGGUGGUUUUUCAUUGUUCUGGAGGUGCAGUUCAUUAUGCUGGAUGCUGAGGAAAACUUUGAUAGGACGAUGAUGAACGCUGAACCGAUUUCAGCUACCCCUUGGAUGGUCUUCUGGGCAACCAGGGGCUAUGCUCAUAUCAACACCCAAACGCGAUUUUGA
This is a messenger RNA of Dendrobium catenatum, 3576 nucleotides long. RefSeq lists its product as uncharacterized. The coding region runs from base 1 to 3576 and encodes 1191 amino acids. NCBI's taxonomy places the organism in Eukaryota, Viridiplantae, Streptophyta, Magnoliopsida, Asparagales, Orchidaceae. The record is from RefSeq and is a predicted model, not a curated record. The transcript is spliced from 6 exons.